Eubalaena glacialis (North Atlantic right whale) is the source of this 2228-nucleotide messenger RNA. RefSeq names its product transmembrane protein 184A (gene TMEM184A). Gene Ontology annotation, molecular function: transporter activity. Gene Ontology annotation, cellular component: early endosome membrane. Lineage: Eukaryota; Metazoa; Chordata; Mammalia; Artiodactyla; Balaenidae. The record is from RefSeq and is a predicted model, not a curated record. Bases 366 to 1559 code for a protein of 397 amino acids. Gene Ontology annotation, biological process: transport. The transcript has 11 exons.
UGCAGCCAGAGGCUCCGGUGGGCCACCCGGGAGUUGAGUGCUGGCCGCCUGUCCCCAGGCCUGGCCCAGCCUCCAGAAGGUAGCCUGGUCCCACCCCCGCUGGGGCCGCCCGUGGGGGCCAUGUGGCCACACAAAUGACCAGCCAGGCUUCCCUGGAGGCCGGGCCUCCCAGGACUGGCCCAGGAGCUUCCUGACUGAGAGCAGGCUCCCUGCAAGCCCGGGACACCAGAGGUGGGGACCGACUGCCCCAGGACACAGUCAGGCAGCUGGUGUCUGCACCCAGGUGGCUGACCCUGGGGAAGAGGGCGCCCAGGCCCGGGCCUUGGACGUGGGUCCCUGCACACAGAGGGCUGCCCAGAGCCCAGAUGACUAAUGCCUCGGGGCUCCUGGGACCCCCCCCGCAGGCCGUGCCCGCCAGGCCGCAGGUGGACCGCGUGGGGAACAGCUCCCAGGGCACCUCCCAGCUCUUCCUCACCACGGCGCUGGCCCGCGGCGUCUCGGGCGUCUUCGUGUGGACCGCCCUGGUGCUCACCGGCCACCAGACGAGAAGACUGAGGCUGGGAGAGGCCGGGGUCUUUCCCAGGCUCACGCAGCCGGGAGCAGAAAGGUCCUUCCCCUCCAGAGGUGCAGCAUCCCCGGGAAAGCUGAUCUACCUGCACCUGCGCUCCUACACCGUCCCCAACGAGCAGCGCUACAUCAUCCGCCUGCUUUUCAUCGUCCCCAUCUAUGCCUUCGACUCCUGGCUCAGCCUCCUCCUCCUGGGGGGCCACCAGCACUACGUCUACUUUGACUCCGUGCGGGAUUGCUACGAAGCCUUUGUCAUUUACAGCUUCCUGAGCCUCUGUUUCCAGUACCUGGGGGGCGAGAGUGCCAUCAUGGCUGAGAUUCGGGGAAAACCCAUCCGGCCCAGCUGCUUCUAUGGCACCUGCUGCCUUCGGGGCAUGUCCUACUCCAUCGGGUUUCUGCGUUUCUGCAAGCAGGCCACGUUGCAGUUCUGCAUUGUGAAGCCCAUCAUGGCCUUGGUCACCAUCGUCCUGCAGGCGUUCGGCAAAUACCACGACGGGGACUUCAACAUCCACAGCGGUUACCUCUACGUCACCCUCAUCUACAACUCCUCCGUGAGCCUGGCCCUCUACGCCCUGUUCCUUUUCUACUUCGCCACCAGGGAGCUCCUGCAGCCCUUUGAGCCUGUCCUCAAGUUCCUCACCAUCAAGGCCGUCAUCUUCCUCUCUUUCUGGCAGGGGAUGCUGCUGGCCAUCCUGGAGAGGUGUGGGGUCCUCCCUGAGGCCCAGGUCAUCGAGGGGAGCAGGGUGGGGGCCGGCACGGUGGCCGCCGGCUACCAGAACCUCGCCAUCUGCAUCGAGAUGUUCUUUGCCUCUGUCGCCCUGCGCUACGCCUUCACCUGCCAGGUGUACUCGGAGAAGAAAGAGCGCUCGCCAGCCCCCACGGCGCCCCUGCAGAGCAUCUCCAGCGGCCUCAAGGAGACCGUGAGCCCGCAGGACAGCGUGCAGGACGCCAUCCACAACUUCUCGCCCGCCUCGCAGCAGUACCUGCAGUAGGCCGCACGCGAGGCCCCGGGACCCGGCCAGGGCAGGGACCCCUUGCCCGGCACCCACCCUGGCAUGGAUGGUGGCUGCGGCGGGGGCAGGAAGAGCCGCAACAUGGAGAAGAGGAUGCUGAUCCCCAGGGAGGAGCUGUAGGGGGGCCCCGAGGUCAGCGGCCGCCUGGCUGGGGUCAGUGGUCCAGGCCGCUGGGAAAGGACAGGGCCCCUCACCCACCGACCGUCUUACCAAAGGUCAGGCCUCUCCUGGGAGCCUCCUGCUAGGCCCGUGGAGCCCACUGCCCAUCCCACCUCUGGCCAGUGGAGCGGGUCGCUUGGUAGCCCUGCCAGGCGCCCCGGGGCCGCACCAUCGCCUGGUGGGCCCUCGGCCUCAGAAGAGGGCACCUGAGCCUGCCUGACAAGCCCAGGGACCUGCCAGGCUCACUUGGCCAUCGGCUCAGGUGACCUCCCUGGAUGGACAGCUCCCGGGCAGGGCUGGGCAGCCCAGAGCUGCGGGCCUUGCAGGCAGGAGGGCUCCGCACAGAGUGCAGGAGGUGGGGUGGCCCCGUGGAGGAAGGGCCGGUGUGGCUGCUGGGAGUCUGGGAGGGGCUGGGGUCACCGGUGGACGGCUCUGACUUCCUGGUGAACUGCACUUAUUUAUGCAUAAACAGCCUGGGUUUUCUAGUGA